CCUAGCGUCUAGACCCUUUGCAUGGUCUUUCUCCAUCUUUACAAACUGCCUCGGUACGGUAUCUGUGUGCGUCGCUUAUUAAACAUCCAUCUCGUUCUUCAGUCCAGACUUUGGAUUUGAAUUCCAGAUUCCAAAUGGUCCAUUUGCUGACAGAGAAUUCAAGAUGCAAAUGAUCGAAGUGAUUGCAAUUAAUAUUUUAUAAAGGUCCAAGUAUUUCUUUCUUUCUUUCGUCUUUCUCUCUCAUAUUCAUAUCUGCUUUCCAUAUCAAAUCCAUUCUCAGUAAGGUUACCUACCUACGUUUUCGUCUUUGUCACUCUGCAAACAGCCAUCAUCAAAUAAACACCGACGAUAGAACGAUAAGGCAUAGUCACGGGAUAUUUUCCGCAUGCGAUAACGUCAUCGGAUUUGGAAAGUCACUCCACCACAUUAAUCCAUCGUCAUCGAAGAGUACAACAAUAUCACUUCGUACAACUUCUUUUCUAGCAUCACAACAUCCGCAUACCCUCACAACCACAUUCUCACCAUGUCCGACAAACUCGUUCCUUCAGAUCCAGAGAAAGUCAUGGUUAUCCGUGAUUUGACGCCAAAUAUUACCACACUCUCAGUGCCUUUCUUACGAUUUGGCAUGAUCAAAUUCGGUGGUCGAGCGACAAUUGUCCGUCUCACAUCUGGACAGCUCGCCGUCUUCUCUCCCGUUGCCCUCACCCCCUCGGUAACAAGCAAACUCCAAUCGCUCGGAAACCGCGUCGCCUACGUUGCAGCCCCCGAUCUCGAGCACCACAUCUUUCUCUCCGAGUGGCACAAGGCCUAUCCAAACGCCCACUUCAUUGCUCCCGAGGGUCUUGCCGAGAAACGUGCCGAGCAAGCUAAGUCGGACAAGAAGGUCACCAAUGUCCAUUUCCAAACGAUUUUUACCAAGAAAAAUAAGACUGAAAUUCGGGUCUCGCCGGAGUUCGAUACAGACUUUGAAUAUGAAUUUGUGGAUUCGCAUCCGAACAAGGAAUUGGUGUUUUAUUAUAAACCGGAUAGGACGUUGAUUGAAGCGGAUCUGAUGUUCAACAUGCCGGCUACAGAACAGUAUUCUAAGACGGGAGAGGAUCCCAAUUCGGGAUUUGCAACAAAGUUGUUUGGUCAUCUUCAGACGGCCAAUGGUUCGGCGAUAUGGCAAAAAAGAAUGUUGUGGUAUCUGUUCAGUAAGAGUGAUAGGGAGGGUUUCAACCAGAGCGUGAAGAGAAUUAAUACGUGGGGAUUUGAGAAUAUCGUGCCUUGUCAUGGAGAUACGAUUGUUGGGAAUGGCAAAGGGAUCUUUGAAAAGGUUUUCGCGUGGCAUUUGCAGGGGAAAAAAUCCAACUAAGAGUGUUUGGCUACGGAGUUGAAUGGGGGGUGGGUGGGAUGUGAAAGCUAAUAGUAAUUCCUUUCGAAUAUGUUAUUGAAUAUGGAGUGGAUAUUUUCAUUAUGUAGGAUUAUAGGAUACUGGCUAACCGUUUCCUUGCGAGUUUGGGCGAGGUUUCUCAAAUUUGAGCAUUGGCGUCUGUGAGAAGGGGUAGAUCGAAACUAGAGUUAAUACUUAUUAGCUAUCAGAUUAUCUUCACUCGGGUUUCCUCUCUUUGAACGCA
Messenger RNA from Botrytis cinerea B05.10, 1616 nucleotides. RefSeq lists its product as hypothetical. NCBI's taxonomy places the organism in Eukaryota, Fungi, Ascomycota, Leotiomycetes, Helotiales, Sclerotiniaceae. The transcript is spliced from 2 exons. The record is from RefSeq and is a predicted model, not a curated record. Bases 524 to 1354 code for a protein of 276 amino acids.